This is a messenger RNA of Scophthalmus maximus (turbot), 961 nucleotides long. RefSeq names its product biphenyl hydrolase like (gene bphl). Bases 60 to 905 code for a protein of 281 amino acids. The transcript is spliced from 7 exons. The record is from RefSeq and is a predicted model, not a curated record. Lineage: Eukaryota; Metazoa; Chordata; Actinopteri; Pleuronectiformes; Scophthalmidae.
AAAAAAAAAAAAAAAAAAGUUCCGGUGGCGGCAGUGACGCGUCUUUGCACCGCAGAGAAAUGGCGUUAAAGUUUCUCGGAGGCCGAUAUUUCACAUUCACAACCAACAUGGCGGCAGUGACUCAGUCUUACAGCUCGUCCGCAGCCUCCGGCCGACAGCGCGUCAACGGAGCGGAUCUGUACUACGAGCAGACGGGCCGAGGGAAACACGGCGUGCUGCUGCUUCCUGGAGCUCUGGGAAGCACGAGGACAGAUUUCGGUCCUCAGCUCAAGUCUCUGGACAGGGAACGCUUCACCGUGGUCGGCUGGGAUCCGCGCGGCUACGGACGCUCCCGUCCGCCGGACAGAGACUUCCCCCCCGACUUCUACGAGCGAGAUGCAGCGGACGCGGUGGAUCUGAUGAAGGCGCUGGGCUUCGGGAGGUUCUCUCUGCUGGGGUGGAGCGACGGAGGAAUCAGCGCUCUGAUCGCAGCGGCGGGAAACUCCGACCUGAUCCGCAAGAUGGUCGUGUGGGGAUCCAACGCCUUCAUCACGCAGCAGGACCUCGACCUUUACGACGCGGUCCGCGAUGUGUCCAAGUGGAGUGCGAGGAUGAGGCAGCCCCUGGAGGACGUGUACGGAGCGGAGGCCUUCGCUGACACCUGGGAGGCCUGGGUGGACGGGGUCGCGCAGUUCAUCAAACGACCUGCAGGAAACAUCUGCAUGGAGCUGCUGCCCCUCAUCACCUGCCCCACCCUCAUCAUCCACGGGGAGAAAGACCCCAUGGUGCCCACCCUCCACGCCCAGUACCUCCACAAACACAUCCAGGGCUCCCGGUUACACUUGAUGCCGGAGGGGAAACACAAUCUGCACCUGAGGUUCCCUGAUGAGUUCAACAAGCUGGUGGAAAACUUUCUGGAAGACUGAAACACGCUCUCACUGCAGCUUUUCACAAUAAAAGAUUUCAUUUUUUUGUCAAAUUA